CGCAGGCCCGUACCUGAGGUGGCCCCGGCCCCCUCCCGCCCGCCGCGCCGCCCCGGCCGCCCCUCCCCGCGCCCCCCGCGCCUCCGCCCCCGCCUCCUCCCGCCCUCCGCCUCCCUUCCCCCUCCCCGCCCAGCCGCGGCCGCUGGGGCCCCGGCUCUCGGUUAUAAGAUGGCGGCGCUGAGCGGCGGCGGCGGCGCGGAGCAGGGCCAGGCUCUGUUCAACGGGGACAUGGAGUCCGAGGCCGGCGCCGGCGCCGCGGCCUCUUCGGCUGCGGACCCUGCCAUUCCCGAGGAGGUGUGGAAUAUCAAACAGAUGAUUAAGUUGACACAGGAACAUAUAGAGGCCCUCUUGGACAAAUUUGGUGGGGAGCAUAAUCCACCAUCAAUAUAUCUGGAGGCCUAUGAAGAAUACACCAGCAAGCUAGAUGCACUCCAGCAAAGAGAGCAGCAGUUGUUGGAAUCCCUGGGGAAUGGAACUGAUUUUUCUGUUUCUAGCUCAGCAUCAACGGACACCGUUACGUCUUCUUCCUCUUCUAGCCUUUCAGUGCUACCUUCAUCUCUUUCAGUUUUUCAAAAUCCCACAGAUGUGUCACGGAGCAACCCCAAGUCCCCACAAAAACCUAUCGUUAGAGUCUUCCUGCCCAACAAACAGAGGACAGUGGUACCUGCAAGAUGUGGAGUUACAGUCCGAGACAGUCUAAAGAAAGCACUGAUGAUGAGAGGGCUAAUCCCAGAAUGCUGUGCUGUUUACAGAAUUCAGGAUGGAGAGAAGAAACCAAUUGGCUGGGACACUGACAUUUCCUGGCUUACUGGAGAAGAACUACAUGUAGAAGUAUUGGAGAAUGUUCCACUCACAACGCACAACUUUGUACGGAAAACUUUUUUCACCUUAGCGUUUUGUGACUUCUGUCGAAAGCUGCUCUUCCAGGGUUUCCGCUGUCAAACGUGUGGUUACAAAUUUCACCAGCGUUGCAGCACAGAGGUGCCGCUGAUGUGUGUUAAUUAUGACCAACUUGAUUUGCUGUUUGUCUCCAAGUUCUUUGAACACCACCCAGUACCACAGGAGGAGGCCUCCCUAGCAGAGACAGCCCUCGCCUCUGGAUCCUCGCCCUCAGCUCCUCCCACAGACUCCCUUGGGCCCCAAAUUCUCACCACUCCGUCUCCUUCAAAAUCCAUUCCAAUUCCACAGCCCUUCCGACCAGCGGAAGAAGAUCAUCGAAAUCAGUUUGGGCAACGAGAUCGGUCAUCAUCAGCCCCCAAUGUUCAUAUUAACACAAUAGAACCUGUUAAUAUUGAUGACUUGAUUAGAGACCAAGGGUUUCGUGGUGAUGGAGCCCCUUUGAACCAGCUGAUGCGCUGUCUUCGGAAAUACCAAUCCCGGACUCCCAGUCCCCUCCUACAUUCUGUCCCCAGUGAAAUAGUGUUUGAUUUUGAGCCUGGCCCAGUGUUCAGAGGCUCAACCACAGGUUUAUCUGCCACUCCCCCCGCCUCGCUACCUGGCUCACUCACUAACGUGAAAGCCUUACAGAAAUCCCCCGGGCCUCAGCGGGAAAGGAAGUCCUCUUCGUCCUCAGAAGACAGGAGUCGAAUGAAAACCCUUGGUAGACGGGAUUCAAGUGAUGACUGGGAGAUUCCUGAUGGGCAGAUUACCGUGGGACAGAGAAUUGGAUCUGGGUCAUUUGGAACCGUCUAUAAGGGAAAAUGGCACGGUGAUGUGGCAGUAAAAAUGUUGAAUGUGACAGCACCUACACCUCAGCAGUUACAGGCCUUCAAAAAUGAAGUAGGAGUACUCAGGAAAACACGACAUGUAAAUAUCCUACUUUUCAUGGGCUAUUCCACAAAACCACAACUAGCUAUUGUUACCCAGUGGUGUGAGGGCUCCAGUUUAUAUCACCAUCUGCACAUCAUAGAGACCAAAUUUGAGAUGAUCAAACUUAUAGACAUUGCACGACAGACUGCACAGGGCAUGGAUUACUUACACGCCAAGUCAAUCAUCCACAGAGACCUCAAGAGUAAUAAUAUAUUUCUUCAUGAAGACCUCACAGUAAAAAUAGGUGAUUUUGGUCUAGCCACAGUGAAAUCUCGAUGGAGUGGGUCCCAUCAGUUUGAGCAGUUAUCUGGAUCCAUUCUGUGGAUGGCACCAGAAGUAAUUAGAAUGCAAGACAAAAACCCGUAUAGCUUUCAGUCAGAUGUAUAUGCAUUUGGGAUUGUUCUGUAUGAAUUGAUGACUGGACAAUUACCUUAUUCAAACAUCAACAACAGGGACCAGAUCAUUUUUAUGGUGGGACGUGGAUACCUGUCUCCAGAUCUCAGUAAGGUACGGAGUAAUUGUCCAAAAGCCAUGAAGAGAUUAAUGGCAGAGUGCCUCAAAAAGAAAAGAGAUGAGAGACCACUCUUCCCCCAGAUUCUCGCCUCUAUCGAGCUGCUGGCCCGCUCAUUGCCAAAAAUUCACCGCAGUGCGUCAGAACCCUCCUUGAAUCGGGCUGGUUUCCAGACGGAGGAUUUUAGUCUGUACGCUUGUGCUUCUCCAAAAACACCCAUCCAGGCAGGGGGCUAUGGAGAAUUUGCAGCCUUCAAGUAGCCACACCAUCAUGGCAGCAUCUACUCUUAUUUCUUAAGUCUUGUGUUCGUAAAAUUUGUUAACACCAAAACACAGUUCUGUUCCUCAAAUCCUUUUUUAAAGAUAUAAAAUUUUCAAUGCAUAAGCUGGUAUGGAACAGAAUGGAGUUUCCUAUUCAAGAGAAGAGGGAAGACUGUUUUAGGAUCCAGAAAUCUCUGCUGCCAGUGUUUCUUCUUCAACACAAAUACCACGUGCACACAAGUAUGCCCACUCCCAGGAAGAAAGAGGAGAGAGCCUGAAUUCUGACCUUUUGACGGUCAGGCAUGAUGGAAAGAAGCUGCUGCUACAGCUUGGGAGAUUUGCUAUGGAAAGAUUUGCCAGUCAACUCUGCCCUUCUAACCCACCAGGUGGAUAUAUGGCUGAACGUUUGACGGGGCAGUUUCAAUCACCACCCUGGUCUUCAAAAGGUUGAGUAAUUUAUCAUGUGAAUUCCUCAGGCAAAGAACAGAAAUUUUAGGAAUAAUGGGACUAAUGAAUGGCGUGCUUAGACUGCAAAGAUAAAUGCACUGAAGAGUUUAUAGCCAAAACCACAUUAACAAAUGAGGACACACAGGUAAAUUUUCAGUGAAUAAAAUUAUUUUUUUAAAAGCACAUAAUAGAAAUAUUUAUCACAUAGAGCAACUAAGUUGAAACUAUAGUUCAGUGACUUUCUAGAGAAACUUUUGUACUCCCAUAGGUUCUUUAAAGCGUGGACCUUUUAUACAACAGAUACGUCUGAAAGACAUUUUAAGAAACAGCUCUAGUUUAGGGUUGAAGCACUGUACGCUGUGCAGCAGUCAUGUAUGAAACUAGAAAGAAGUGAAAUCACAGGACAGCAUGGGAUCUGAUUUACUAACAGUGCUGCUGCCAACCUAGACACUGAUUUUUCCAAGUUUGAAACAAACUUGCCUCCCAGAACUUGUUUGCAAGUAAAGUUGGACUGUGCUACUCAGCCUGCUCGGUGUACAGUGAGAUCGAAGAGGUGGGGUCAGAAUUAUGAAUGACCUGGCCUGUAGGUACAGAACUGGACUUGUUCCAUGGUGUGGUUCUCAUGUCUUGUUUAAUUCCUCAUGACCUCAGAGAUGUUAGCCCACUGUCCGCAGCAUCCUUUGGGUGUUUCCCUGAGCAAUUGAGACAUUGCUGAUACCCAUGGGCAGUUGAGCCCCAGAUGAGGGCAGCGCCUCUGUGCCUGGGGAGAGUGAAGUGGCCAAUGUUUCAUGGUCCAUGCUCCCAGCUCUGGUAGCAUUGGAAGUACUCAUAAGGUCGUUCAACAUCCGACAGCUUUCCUUUGUUGCUUUCACAUAGCUUGUUUUCCUUCUUUUUAGACAAUUAGAUGAAAAUUUAAUCCUCAUUUUCAUUAUGUCUUGUUUAUCUUCAUUUUGUUCAUUGUGGGAAGGGCAAUUAAUUGUUCCUUUGGAGUCUGUUCAGGGGAGGAGAGGAUAAAGCACUGUUACGCAGCGCUUCAAAGAAACGCAGUCAGUUCUCACCUCAGUGAAGUGGGUGAACAUUCACAGCUUCAACUGUAGUUAUUCAGUCAGCUUCAUUAGAAUGUUUACUUCUAUUGAGGUGUUCUAAGUACAGUGAUAUAACUAGUUCUGCAUGAGGACGCAGUCUGUAUCUUUUGUGGUGCAUUUUUUU
Molecule: messenger RNA, 4236 nt
Organism: Ochotona princeps (American pika)
Lineage: Eukaryota; Metazoa; Chordata; Mammalia; Lagomorpha; Ochotonidae
Gene: BRAF
Product: B-Raf proto-oncogene, serine/threonine kinase
Exons: 22
Coding region: 169-2580 (803 amino acids)
Biological process (GO): protein phosphorylation; signal transduction
Cellular component (GO): plasma membrane; cytosol; mitochondrion
Molecular function (GO): protein kinase activity; ATP binding
Source: RefSeq, a predicted model, not a curated record